Messenger RNA from Lactuca virosa, 1645 nucleotides. The record is from the annotation of a GenBank genome assembly. NCBI's taxonomy places the organism in Eukaryota, Viridiplantae, Streptophyta, Magnoliopsida, Asterales, Asteraceae.
UAUCAUAUGAUUUUUGAUUGGCAAAACGCGUAUACAGAAAUCAAAAACACUUUCAAGGCCAGACUCCGAUCGAAAGCAGGAUUUUGGGGAUGGCAUGGCGGUCUUCUCCUUCCCCAAAACCGCAUCAACCUACCUCAUCAUCCUCCUCACUUUGAUUUUCUUCUUCCUCCUUCAAUUCCCCUCAUCAAACAAUCACCAGGGUCUCCCCACCACCCAAAUCCACCGGAGGUCACUCCUCAACACCACCACCACCACCACUUGUUCACACAUUCUUCAAAUCCCACAAGAUCGCCGCUGCUCCUUUUCCACCCUCCACUGCUCCGCCCACUCCAAUGGCCUCCUCAACUACUUCUCCUUCCACUUCUGUCACUUCAAUCAAAACCCAUUUCUCUCAGUCCCCUUUCUCUCCCUCACCGUCGUCCUACAGUUCUACAUCCUCGUCAAAACCGCCCAAGAUCAGUUCUCCGUCGUCGUCACUAAACUAUCCACUCACUUGAAUCUAUCCCCUAGUAUGGGUGCAGUCACUCUUCUUGCACUCGGAAACGGCGCUCCUGAUGUGUUCGCAUCUGUCGCAGCCGUCGGUGGCGGAAACCCCCGAACUGGAUUCGGUGCGAUUUUAUCCGCCGGGACUUUCGUUUCAGCUCUCGUCGUUGGUUUUGUCGCGAUCUACGCAGCUCCCUUCGCCGUCUCCCCUGCGCCUUUUAUAAGGGACGUGUUGUUUUAUCUGACGGCGGCGUUGUUUCUGUUCUAUGUGUAUCUUAGUGCUGAGAUUUACCUAUGGCAAGCUGUGGGAUUCGUAGGGUUCUAUCUGUUUUUCGUUGGUUUUGUGUUUUGGAUGGAUUUAGGGAUGGAUAAUGGUGGGAAAUUGAAGCGUGGUGGUAGUGAAGUUCAGGAUCAUAAAGGUUCCAUGGAAAUUGACCCUGAAAAUGGAAGUAAUUCAAUGGAUUUUACCAAGAAGAAGACAACCUCUGGGAUUCGACAAGCUUUUAACAAGAUAUCAAAAACAUGGGAAGUUCCAGUGAGAAUAAUGUUAAACCUAACAAUCCCACAAUCAUCACCUUCAGAAUGGAACAGAUUCUAUCGAUCUGCAAACAUUGCGUUAUGUCCUCUCGCUCUAAUUCCAUUGCAUAGUCGAAAAAAGCCCCCCAAAACAGAGCAACUGCCAAUAGUUCUAAUGGGAUUCAUCAUGAGUGUGUGUUGGAUCUCCACCAUGGCCGGAGAGCUUCUCAACUGUCUGGCGGCCUUAGGGUCACUCCUGGAGGUGCCGCACUCUCUGCUAGGGUUGACUGUGUUGGCAUGGGGGAACUCAGUAGGGGAUCUAGUGACGGAUGUUGCUGUGGCAAAAGCAGGGCAACCUGCCAUGGCUAUGGCUGGAUGCUUUGCUGGACCCAUGUUUAAUAUGCUUUUUGGGCUUGGAAGUGCUUUGGUUAUACAGACGUUUAAUGUUUAUCCAGAGGCUUAUGAGCUUGAAUUUCAUGUUAGUAUUGUGGUGGCGUUUGUGUUUUUGGUUUUGAGCCUUAUGGGGUCGUUGUUGGUUGUGACAUGGUGUAGAUUUCAGGUUCCAAGGUUUUGGGGAUUCUGUCUUGUUGGGUUAUAUGUGUUCUUUAUAGCAUUAAGUCUACUCAUUGCAAAGUUACAAUUCUAA